This is a messenger RNA of Meyerozyma guilliermondii ATCC 6260, 1299 nucleotides long. RefSeq names its product ornithine decarboxylase (gene SPE1). Gene Ontology annotation, molecular function: ornithine decarboxylase activity. Bases 1 to 1299 code for a protein of 432 amino acids. Gene Ontology annotation, cellular component: cytoplasm. Lineage: Eukaryota; Fungi; Ascomycota; Pichiomycetes; Serinales; Debaryomycetaceae. The transcript has a single exon. The record is from RefSeq and is a predicted model, not a curated record.
AUGGCCCCUUCCUUUGAGACCAACAAUGAAUUUGAUUCAGAUGUUUUAUUGAAGAAUCAGCCGAUUCCCAAGAGGCUGCAAAAUUUUGAAACAAAGUCCGUUGUGGCUAGUGGCUUACGAAGCAAGAUUGCAAACAUUGACCACGACUCCUGUGAAGCUGGUGACGAAGAUUCGUUCUUUGUUGCUGAUAUUGGAGCGGUCGUUCGGAAUUACCGGUUAUGGCAGCAAGAAUUGCCUCAGGUGCAACCCCAUUACGCUGUUAAAUGUAACACGGAUAUGAGGGUUAUUGAAGCGCUUGCCAGAAUGGGAUGUAAUUUCGACUGUGCUUCGAAAACGGAAAUUGACCAAGUUUUACUGUUGGGUGUUGAUCCAGGUCGGAUCGUGUAUGCCAAUCCUUGUAAGACCAAUUCUUAUGUGCGUCACGCCAAGGAUGUUGGUGUAAACUUGACGACGGUGGAUAAUGUCCAUGAGUUGCAGAAGAUCAAACGGUUUCAUCCCGAGUGUGGAAUCUUGAUCAGAAUCAUGACGGAUGACGAAUCAGCCCAAUGUAGAUUGUCUACCAAGUUUGGGUGUUCGGUGAAGACUGCCGUGGAAGAGUUGUUUCCCUUGGCAAAGGAGUUGAACCUACGGGUACGUGGAGUCGCUUUCCACGUUGGUCUGGGAGCAACGGAUUUGGACUCGAUUUACAAAGCUGUUCAAGAUUCAAGAAUUCUCUUUGAUUGUGGAAUUGACCAAUUCGGGUUCAAAGAAAUGAAUUUGCUUGAUAUUGGCGGCGGGUUCCAAGAACUGACCUUUGGCGAGUCGUCUGCCAUGGUGCGUAUGUCACUUGACAAGUUUUUUUCCAGUGCGUACCGGGAGCUUCAUCCAGUUGAAUUUAUUGCUGAGCCAGGCCGGUUCAUGGUUGCAAAUGCUUUUACUUUGGCUGUCCAUGUAAUUGCGAGAAGAGAUGUUAGGGAAGCUGAAUCCGAAGUCCAGGCGAUGUUGUACGUGAAUGACGGAGUUUAUGGUAACCUCAACUGUAUUCUCUUUGAUCAUCAGGUACCUCUGGCGUCUUUAUUGACCCACAAGGGCCAGUUUGUUUACGGUUCCGAGCCAGAUCCUGAACUCAGUUUCUCAAUUUGGGGACCUACUUGUGACGGAUUGGAUUGUAUUUCCGGAAAAUGCCAGUUGGCAUUCAAUGUAGAGGUGGGCGAUUGGCUCUACUUUCCCAACCUCGGUGCUUAUACGUCUGCAGCCACUACCUCGUUUAACGGGUUCAAGGGCACAGCAGAAGUGGUCUACGUCAACUCCGAAAAGUGA